Molecule: messenger RNA, 1160 nt
Organism: Arabidopsis thaliana (thale cress)
Lineage: Eukaryota; Viridiplantae; Streptophyta; Magnoliopsida; Brassicales; Brassicaceae
Exons: 2
Coding region: 192-866 (224 amino acids)
Source: RefSeq, marked reviewed
AACGAUUAUCCAGUAGCUAAUACUUGUAGAUCGGUGACACAACAUUCUCUAAUCUUGAGCAAGAUUCUUAUCCAAAGUUGAGCUAAUUUUUCUAUUCCUUCAACCCAAUCUCAACUUGAUCAUCUCAUGGACCUUGCCUUUAAAUAUUAUUACUAUGUUAUAUUCACACGAUUAGCUCCAAUAUAAUAUCAAUGCCAUCGGUUCAAGAGGUCUACAAGAUUCUGGCUGACCUAAAGGUCCUAAACCAAGAUGUGGCCAAUACCAUUACUACAAACGGCCUACAUGUAUCUUGGAACGAAGGACUAAAGUCUAUAGCUAAUCUCUAUUUAGAGAAUACCACCAAGACUUUGAAUUUAUUUGAAAAGUUCAUGUACACGGAGGAGGUCGUGACACAAUAUGUGUGUCAAGUUAAUGUUUACUGGGAUCAUGUCACCACCAACUGGGAUCAUGUCACCACCAAGACUAGGAAGUUAUCUGAAAAGUUCAUGUACACGGACGAGUUCGCGACACAGUAUGAGUCUGUUUACAGGGAUCAUGUCAUGCUCUUAGGAAAGAUCCGUGAGCUAGAAGUAGUGCUCGAGAAGAAGUAUAAGCAUGCAAAGAGAAAAAGGAUAAUGAAGUUUGGUUUUGGCGCGGUUAUCUUUAUCCCUUGUUUCGUCGUAGCGGUCGUAGGCCAAUUAAAUCCCGCGUUUGGAAUGGCUGGCCAGGGAGGGGAAAGGGGCGUUGAGGUGGCGAAGAAGCUCUAUAAAUUGACGAUGGAAGAAGAUAAUUCUAUGGAGACGACAUUGUUAGGUUUGUCUCGGUUGAUUGGAAACACAACAAAAGGCAACAUUGAAGCGAUGGAGAAGAUAAAGAGCCACAGUUGAAGAUUAAGUAUUUAGUCUUUAAUUAUUGUGUCUAUGCAAAUAAUGGUGUGAAUGGCUUCCCAAUUUGUAAUAGAACCAUAUUACCACUCUCUCAUUUCUUUGUUGUUUGUUUCAUGUAUUUUGCUUCUAUGUAGAUUAUUGUGUUCUUGUUCUCGAUUAGUGUCACCCAACUUUGAAUGUAUUGUGUGGUAACUAUCAAUGUAUUUUAAGUGUUUGAAUCAUGAGUCACUAAUAUGUUGGCUAAGAGAGCGCAUGAUGUUUCGACUUAAGUUUCUAAUAAAAUUCUCUCACUUU